AUGGCUAGUGCUGAACCAAGACCCCGUAUGGGACUCGUCAUCAAUGCUAAACCGGACUACUAUCCGAUUGAGCUAUCUAAUGCAGAAUUACUUUCUCACUUCGAAAUGCUGCAAGAAUACCACCAAGAAAUCUCCACCAAUGUUAUUGCUCAAUCAUGUAAGUUCAAACCUAAUCCAAAACUAAUAGACCAGCAGCCUGAAAUGAACCCCGUGGAAACAAGGUCCAACAUUAUCACUUUUUUGUUCGAGCUGUCUGUGGUCACUCGAGUGACAAAUGGUAUUUUUUUUCAUUCAGUUAGAUUAUAUGACCGCUAUUGUUCCAAGAGAAUCGUGUUACGGGACCAAGCCAAAUUGGUUGUCGCUACUUGUCUCUGGUUGGCUGCUAAAACUUGGGGCGGUUGUAAUCACAUCAUCAAUAAUGUAGUCAUCCCUACUGGCGGAAGAUUUUAUGGUCCCAACCCAAGGGCACGUAUACCUCGACUCUCUGAACUAGUUCAUUACUGUGGUGAUGGUCAGGUCUUUGAUGAAUCAAUGUUUUUACAAAUGGAAAGACAUAUACUAGACACUUUAAAUUGGAACAUUUAUGAACCAAUGAUCAAUGAUUACGUUUUAAAUGUUGAUGAAAAUUGUUUGAUGCAAUACGAACUUUAUGAAAAUCAAGUUACUUAUGACAAACAAUGCUCUGAAAAACGUCAGUCUCAAUUAUCCCAGGAUAGUGAUGCCACUGUAGACGAGAGGCCCUACCAAAACGAAGAAGAAGAAGAAGAAGACUUAAAACUAAAGAUCAAGUUGAUUAAUUUGAAAAAAUUCUUGAUUGAUGUAUCCGCGUGGCAGUACGACUUACUUAGAUAUGAACUUUUCGAAGUAUCGCACGGCAUAUUCUCCAUUAUCAAUCAAUUCACCAAUCAAGACCACGGUCCUUUUUUAAUGACUCCAAUGACAUCAGAAAGCAAAAAUGGUGAAAUUUUGAGUACCUUAAUGAACGGCAUUGUUUCCAUUCCUAACUCCUUGAUGGAAGUGUAUAAAACGGUCAAUGGUGUUCUACCCUUCAUUAAUCAAGUGAAAGAAUAUCACUUGGAUCUACAAAGAAAACUGCAAAUUGCAUCCAACUUGAACAUUUCGAGAAAGCUUACCAUAUCAACCCCAUCAUGCUCUUUCGAAAAUUCAAAUAGCACAUCCAUUCCUUCGCCCGCUUCCUCAUCUCAAAGCCACACUCCAAUGAGAAACAUGAGCUCACUCUCUGAUAACAGCGUUUUCAGCCGGAAUAUGGAACAAUCAUCACCAAUCACUCCAAGUAUGUACCAAUUUGGUCAGCAGCAGUCAAACAGUAUAUGUGGUAGCACCGUUAGUGUGAAUAGUCUGGUGAAUACAAAUAACAAACAAAGGAUCUACGAACAAAUCACGGGUCCUAACAGCAAUAACGCAACCAAUGAUUAUAUUGAUUUGCUAAACCUAAAUGAGUCUAACAAGGAAAACCAAAAUCCCGCAACGGCGCAUUACCUCAAUGGGGGCCCACCCAAGACAAGCUUCAUUAACCAUGGAAUGUUCCCCUCGCCAACUGGGACCAUAAAUAGCGGUAAAUCUAGCAGUGCCUCAUCUUUAAUUUCUUUUGGUAUGGGCAAUACCCAAGUAAUAUAG
Messenger RNA from Saccharomyces cerevisiae S288C, 1638 nucleotides. RefSeq names its product cyclin CLN2 (gene CLN2). Bases 1 to 1638 code for a protein of 545 amino acids. The record is from RefSeq and is marked reviewed. Gene Ontology annotation, biological process: regulation of G1/S transition of mitotic cell cycle; traversing start control point of mitotic cell cycle. The transcript has a single exon. Gene Ontology annotation, molecular function: cyclin-dependent protein serine/threonine kinase regulator activity. Lineage: Eukaryota; Fungi; Ascomycota; Saccharomycetes; Saccharomycetales; Saccharomycetaceae. Gene Ontology annotation, cellular component: cyclin-dependent protein kinase holoenzyme complex.